AUGUCAAAGUGGAUUUCAACUUGCCUGCUGUGGCUGCUGCUCAGCUCUGCGCUGCUGCAGGCGCAGCUGCUAAAGGACAUGCAGAGCCUGGAGGAUUUUCGUCAGCGCUAUCUACAGCCGCUUUUUGCUACUGGCACGCGCAAUUGCUCCAUCAAUGCCUGCGAGUCGCUGCGCAUCGUUUCACAGCUGCUGAUACUGCUGAAGACGCUGCCCAAUGUUGAAGCGGCAGCUGGCCGAGCUGCAAGCAAAACAAUUAUGGGACAUGCAGAGGCUGUCAGUGGCAGCGAAGCGAGUGUUAUCUUAAACUUACCCGAGUUUGAUAAGCGUGUGCGUCAGAUCGAGAGUCGUCUGCGUUCGGUGGAGCAGCCAGUGUGGCAUUUGGCCACGGGCAGUCAGCUGGAGUGGAAUCACUGCACCUCGGGCAUUUGUCGCUGCAAUCCGGACACCAAGAGCUUCACCUGUUGGAAUACGAAUCUCAAAACUGUGCCUGUUACCCAAGUUAUACCCAUGAAUAUGGUGGCCAUUGAUCUGUCGCGCAAUGCGCUGUCCACUUUACACAAAGAUACAUUUCGUGGUCUGACGCUACUCAAGGAGCUGGACUUGAGCAACAAUGUGCUGGACUUUUUGCCGUUUGAUUUAUUUCAGGAUUUGGACAGUCUGCUGCAGCUUCGCAUACAAAACAAUCAGCUGGAGGACAUUGAUGCGCGCACUUUCUGGAAACUACGCAAUCUAAAUUUGCUUGAUCUGAGCCAGAAUGAUGUAACGUUGCUGCCCGAGUCUGUUUUCUAUCAUGCUCAGCGUCUAACUGUUAUCAAUCUAAGCGAUAAUCAGAUUACAAACUUUCCACCAAACUUGCUGCGCGAUCAGCUGCUGCUGGAGGAGCUGGACAUGUCCAGGAAUCGCAUAGAGACGCUCGCAUCGGGCAGCAUGCGCUACAUGACAAAGUUGAAGACUCUAGACUUUGGCUGGAAUCAAAUUGCUAAGAUCGAUGAUGACUUCUUUGAGGGUUUGAUCAGUCUGCGCAGUCUAAUGUUGCACAAUAAUCGCAUUACCACUUUAAGUGGCAACAUCUUUAGCAGACUAACUAAUCUGUAUACGCUGGAUUUGACUAUGAAUCGCAUUAGCCAUAUUGAUGGCCGCACCUUUGCCGAGCUUAAAAGUUUGAAUGAGCUGCUGCUCGGCCAAAACUCGUUGUCCAGCAUACCCGCAGAUUUAUUUCUCAAUGCCAGCGCUUUGACUCGUCUAACGCUCUUCAGCAACAAUUUGACUACACUGGAGGCCAAUGACUUUGAGGGCUUGUCCAGCCUGCGCAUACUAAUGCUGAACAAUAAUGUGCUCAAGUUCUUUGAUGCGCGCGCCUUUCAGCCGCUCAGCCAACUGGAGAAACUCCGCAUCGAUUCCAACAAGUUGAUGUAUUUGCCACAAGGCGCGCUGCAUGGGCUGGAUAAAUUGCUGGCCGUUAAGCUGGACAAGAAUCCGUGGCACUGCGACUGUCGUGCUUUGUAUUUGGCGCGCUGGAUACGCGAGUUUGUGGCCAAGCUGUGGGAUGGCCAGCAGCCCAUGUGUCGUGGUCCUGGCGAUCUGGGCGGGCAUGAGGUUGGUUUACUGCGCUAUGAUGAUCUCUGCGAUGGGCAGUGGGCCAGCAUGUUGUCGCUCUCACCGCGUUUGCCUGUGAGGAAGCAUCAGAUUUCCACACCAAUGAACUAUACGGACUACUUUAAUUUGUAUUUGAAGCAUAUUUACAACUCGACGACGGAUGAGGAGCUCAAGGGCGCCGAGAUAACCAAUGUGGCUAUCAAAAAGGUGCAGCAGCUAGUCGAUUAAAUAUAAAGUUUAAACAUAAUUGUUGCUAGCCAUG
Messenger RNA from Drosophila busckii, 1858 nucleotides. RefSeq names its product platelet glycoprotein V. The coding region runs from base 1 to 1824 and encodes 607 amino acids. Lineage: Eukaryota; Metazoa; Arthropoda; Insecta; Diptera; Drosophilidae. The transcript has 5 exons. The record is from RefSeq and is a predicted model, not a curated record. Gene Ontology annotation, molecular function: protein binding.